Caenorhabditis angaria is the source of this 1630-nucleotide messenger RNA. The record is from the annotation of a GenBank genome assembly. Lineage: Eukaryota; Metazoa; Nematoda; Chromadorea; Rhabditida; Rhabditidae.
AUGGUGGAUGAAUUGAUGAUGUCCAAUUUUUCUGAUCGAUUAUAUGUUGGCGGAUUUUCAUCAUCGAUUUGCAGCCAACAAAUUAGAGUAAGUUUAGAGGGAAACAUUUUUUGGAUAAAAUAGUGAAACAGGAACUUUUUAAUAAAAAAUGAUUCAAAAUUUUAAAGUAAAUUGUCAACACUUUAAUUUUUUGUGAUCUAUAGAAACCACUGGUUACUGUAAUGAAAUUGGUUCCUACUGCAGUAAUUCUAAACUUUUCUAUAACUAAAGGUGUAAAAAACAAGGGUACUGUAAUUUUUAUUGUAUUUUUCAAGCACAUAAUUUAAUUUAUCAUCAAUAUGUUUUCAAAAAUUCCUUGAAAUUAUUUUUGAAACCUUGAAUAUUUUCCCACACUUUUUUUUAGAGCUGACACAAUUUUUGAAACAAAUCUUUUUUUGAAACAAACCAAAGCUCAAAUUGAGAAAUAUGAUUUUUUCAGGCUAAAACUCCACGUGGCUUUUAAUUUUGAAUAACUUCUUUGAACUAGAAAACAAGCCCAAAAUUAAAAAAAAUUAAGAUCCGUGGAUUUUGAGAAGUCAAUUGAGUUUAUUAUUUUAAAUAAUUUCCUACAUGAAUUUUUCAACAUUCUCUUUCUUAAUUCUCUCAUUUUUUCAGCAAACCAUAUGUCAAGCUGCUCAACCAUUUCAAGUUUCUAUCGAAAUUGUGGAAAAUGGCCAGAAAAGGCAUCGUGGAUUCGCUUUUGUUCAAUGUCAGAAUGAAUCAGAAGCUAUUCUUCUUCUCAACAAAUUCUCGACAGUUUUCAUCAAAGUCAAUUUCGCCAAACGUGAACCGAAACCACCAGAAACUAUCAUGAGCAAUGUAAAUUUACUUUGAAAAUGAGUUUGUUUCACAAAACUAUAAUUUUUCAAGAUCUCAAAUGUUUUUGUGCGUGGAAUUUCAAAAGAUAUGACUGAUGCAGAACUUUUGGAUGCAUUUGGUGGUGCUUCGGAAGGUGUUGUUCAAUGCCACGUGGCAGAUGGUUACGGUUUUGUUUUAUUCGAUACACGGGAAAAUGCGAGGAAAAAAAUCGAGCAAAUGGAUGGAAUGGUUUUGGUAAGAAAAAAGGGACAUAGGUUAUCCUUUUUUAGAAUAUUUUAUGAAAACACAGUGUGUUAUUUACUAAUUUUCUGGUAGAUCAAUAUUUCUUUAAAUAUCUCAUUUUUUGUGUUGUAUUUUUUCCUAUAGGACAUACCAGGGCCGAAAAUUACAAUCCAGCAAUUUUUAAAAUACAAUUAUUUUUAUAACCGAUUUUUUCUCAAUUUUCCCAAUGUAAAAUCAAAUUUAGGGUUUUGAAUAACUUUGAGAACUAAACUGUAAAAUUAUCAGCGAUGUGAUUUCCAACACAUGAUUUUUUAAAAUAAAAAGUAAUAAAUUUCAGAAAAACAAUCGCAUUUCGGUAACUUGGGCUCGUCCGGAUACAGUUGGUCGAAAACGAAAACGUCUACCUGAAAUACCUCUCCUAAUUCCAGCACCAAUCAUAAAACGUCCAACAUUUACCCCACUUUUUCAACCUUCUCCAAUGUUACCGUAUCCUUUGUUUCUUCCGCAACCACCGCAAAUUGAUAUGUCAUUAUUGAAUUUGCUUUUUUGA